GUAGCUGCUGCAGCAAAAGGAUGGAAUUAGAUUCUUCUUCGAUUGAGUAGAUUACCGGAUCCGCCAGAGGGGAGAGCUCGCUCGGAGCUGGAGAUGACAUCGUACGAGAAAGUCAGAAGCAAUGGAGCAUGGAUUUCAUCCAGACCUGUGAAAAUUCUGCUGCUCAUCUUCCUCCUGGGACCCCCUUUUCUCCUCAUUUGCAUUGAAACUAUCGUCGAGCAGCGAGGGAGAGAAUUGACUUCCACCAUCCUGGACAAGCUCAGCUUCGAUAGCCUCAGCAGUAGCAACAAGAGUAUCACCACCAGCAGCAACGAGACUAUCACCAGCAGCAGCACCAGCAGCAGCAAUGUCACCACCAAGAACAAUGUAAGUAGUGAAGACGAUUGCCCCUGCUACAGUAGAUGCGAGCAGGAUUCCCUGCGGCGGCCAUCUCGAAUUCACAGUCUACCCCCGGCCCUGUCCACUGCAUUGGCUGCGUACGAGAGGAUGCAUUCCAGUUGCUACCACUCGCGAGACUUGAGUAAAGCCAUCCAGGCUCCAGAUCCAAAUGACCCCUGUAGAUAUCUCGUCUUCCUCCAGGACGGCAAAUUCGGCCUGGGAAACCACAUCCUCUCUCUCCUGUCCGCCUUCGUCUACUCCCUGCUCACCAACAGGAUGCUUCUCGUCGACACGCGAAACCAUAUUCCCGAGCUCUUUUGCGAGCCUUUUAGAAACUCCUCCUGGCUGCUGCCUCCUGAUUUUCCGUACGAUCGUCUUCUUCUAGCACCGAUGCUUGCAGAUGGCCUCAAACAGAAGUUCAGGCACGGCAGCACUGUCCACCUGAUGCUGCUCAGCCAGCAAACGCCGCAAGAGCAGCUUUUCUUCUGUCCCGACACGCAGACCCGGCUCGAGAAAGUGCGCUGGAUUGGCUGGAGCAGCAACCAAUACUAUGUUCCCAGAUUUUUCACGUUCCCACGUUUCUGGAGGCCUCUAGUUUCUCUGUUCCCGGAUGUUUCCUUGACCUUCACGCACCUAAGUAGGUACCUCAUUCUUCCUCAAAACCCCGUCUGGGAGAAAAUCCGUCGCUACCAUUUCGCGUACUCGUCACUGGUUCAGGGAAAGGCAGUAGGAGUCCAGAUUCGACGAAGGGAAAAUGCGGAAUUCCACGAGCCAACGUACAGACGGACCAUGCAGUGCCUCGUUGAAAACGGUCUUGUGCCAAGCGUUUCAGAGUCCGGUCACGACAUCCCAGCUGACAAAGGCCAACACCAGUCAAGAAAAAACAGGACUAAAGUUUUCGUUACCUCGUUGCAAAGCAGGUACUACGAGGAGCUCCGGAAUACAUAUAUAAACAAGCCUACGGUUGACGGUAGCCUUGUACGGGUCCAUACGAUGUCACACGACGAAGUCGAGUCUCAAUCUUACGAGCAAGUUCGCAACGCGUUGGCAGAGAUGUGGCUCCUCAGCUUGAGCGACGAGCUAGUGACGAGUAGCUGGUCGACGUUUGGAUACGUCGCGCAGGGACUAGGUGCGCUUCGGCCUUACAUCCUCAACAUCAAGGGUGACUUCGGGAAGGACGGCCUCCCGGCAUGCUCUCUCGGACAGUCUAUCGAGCCCUGCAAUCAGUUUCCGUUCAGUUCAGUGUGCGAAAGAAACGAAACCGCUGAUUUGGAGCACAGCGAAUGGAUCAAAGCGCACAUCAGACCUUGCCAAGACGAACCCAGCGGCAUCCAGCUUAUACAGGACUGAUUUGUUUUUUGCUACUUGGCAGCGAUGCAAUCCAGUACUCUUCGGAUGUCAGUAGCGGACGGAUUUAGCUUCAAUGCCUGCACAGUUUUGAUAAUCACUGUCGAUAAAAAAAAAAAGUUUGCAGCAA
Molecule: messenger RNA, 1855 nt
Organism: Selaginella moellendorffii
Lineage: Eukaryota; Viridiplantae; Streptophyta; Lycopodiopsida; Selaginellales; Selaginellaceae
Product: galactoside 2-alpha-L-fucosyltransferase
Exons: 1
Coding region: 94-1728 (544 amino acids)
Biological process (GO): cell wall biogenesis; xyloglucan biosynthetic process
Cellular component (GO): Golgi apparatus; membrane
Molecular function (GO): galactoside 2-alpha-L-fucosyltransferase activity
Source: RefSeq, a predicted model, not a curated record